AUGGCUACAGCGAUGGCUUCUAAACCUCCGGCAGUCGACCCAGCAGAUGUGUCAGAAGAUGAGCAAGAAACUCCAAUUUACUUGGAGACGCCAUCUGUUCCCAAACCACAAAAACCCGUCAAGAAGGCCACAGACAUUGACUGCUGGUCUAUGAACCUUGAUGCCUUCAUUCUCAACAAACACAUCUUCAACAAAGAGCACUUUAUCGCGCCACUAAACAGGCCAGACAACUCCUCAUUUCUGGCUGGGGAAUUCUCAGCGCCAGAUGCGAUCCCCAAUGUUGACAUUGAUGGAGCGUAUCCGUGGUACUCAAACUCGCGCAUUGCGGAUAUCACACAAACACCAGAAGUCGAUAAGGAUGAUAAAAAUAUAUAUGAUCGCAUGUUGCGUAAUGAGCGAUUGGGCGUCUAUCUUCAUUGGACGCUGCCGCAGCAUUUCCGUAAUGGAAAAACAAAGGAUACCGACGAUGAGAAGGCGGGAGAUGUUACACAAACACAUGUGCCAGACCGUUGGAUAGUCUUCAGAUGCAUCACUGAAGCUUCUGAGCCUGGUGCUCCAGCAUUAGCGGCUUUUAUAGUUGAGAGCAAUCGCAUCCGCCAUUUCGGCGGACACUUUGACCCAUCCACAGACGACACGUUCGAUGUCGAAACGGAAGCCUCUCCAUUCAUCGACCAAGAUGUCUCAGUGGAAAAGCAGGUCGAUGUGUUUAUGGGUAUGAAGCGCAAAUUCGACGAUGAUUGGAAUGACCCUGAUCCCAAUGGUCUUUACCACUCGCCGUUAGCAUUGCUGGACUCUGCCAAUCCUCUGUUCCCAGACUUUCAGCAUCAUAACUCAAAUAUCUUUUCAAUUCACGAUGAUGUUAGCUGGAAAGAUAGUGCAGGCAAGAUCAUCCAGCCUGCGUCUGCGACUAUCUCGUACGCUGUCUUUGGCUAUCAUUCAACAUUUCACGCGGAACAUGAUGAGAAGAAGUCUAUUACCCACGGUGCCAUGUACAAUGUCAAGUGGACAAGAGAUAAGGCGCCCGAAAACUCCGAGGCCCUCAACAUCGCCAGGAAUGUGAGCGAUAAGCAGCCUAUAGCUAUGGGAUCAGACUCGCUGGAAGCGCUUGAAGCAUACCUCCAUGCUUUACCAGAAAGCCCCGUGGAAAAGACAGCAGCUAAUCAGAGUCUGGAGCCCAAGCGCUGGAGCAACAACGACUGGAUUGCGCUCAUAGACGAAAUGAAGAUGGCAAUCGGACAAUCCGGUCAAGGUGGACUUCUCGACUCUCACGUACCGCAGAACCUCAGAGCAGGUUUCAAACCUACAGACGGGGGCAAGAAAUGGCGCUUCAAUAACGACAAGGUCUCCGCGGACGGAAACGACCAGCCCAUCAAUCCCAACAAAAUGAAGGAACUGCAUGUUCCUACCGCGAACGAAAUGAGAGACUUGCUCAAAGCGGAUAGGUUCCAAGCAUAUAUAGAUGCUCUAGACCGUCAGGAAGGAUAUCUUCGCCAUCGGCUCUUCUGCGAGUGGUGGAAGCGUCGUGCUCGUGUACCAGGAGGUCGAUGGGCGGAGCCUUCAAUUCGCGCGGAAUGCAGCAAAAGAAUUCGCGAUGAUCUAGCAGCUUUGAAGACUGUCAGAGAUUUGCGCAGUAAGUACAAUCAGGAUCAAGUGCCUGCAGAUUUGGAAAAGAUGCACGCCACUGCUCGAUCAGAGUUCUUUAGCCGUACGUCUCCUUCAAUUGUCAUGGGCGGACUCGGCACAGCUUGGCCUUCAGAGUUUCUCGUCAAGAAGAACAAUGAGGCUAGGCCGCUGAGCUCACUGCCGUUUACUGGCCAGCAAGGAGCCAAAGUGGUACAGGAAUGGCUGAAGGAACUGGUCGGAGCCAAGCCAGGGGAUGCGAAUAACCAGCUGUGCAUGGUCCACGGCAUGAAGCUCUUCUUCCAGAACCCAGAAUUGGUCAAGAAGAUCGCCGAUGCGCAAAAGUCGAACAAGGGCCUCAUGCGACUUCCAGCCCUGUUUGAGUCUAUGGACAGCCUCAAUGCUCUCAAUUAUACGGCUCCAGGCUGGGUCCGUGUCGGAGUUGAUGCGCUGAUGCAAGAGUGGGCAUAUGCCUUGAGCAUCGGCGAUCCAGAGAAGAUGAAGGAGCCCAGACCUGCUUACUACAACAAAGCAGAUACUCACUGGAAUGAUACACAGCCCUGCCGUGUGUUAUUCCUAGAGUGGGAGGUUGAGUACUACCAUCUACCGAAGCGAUUCUGGACGUUGCAGAGGUUGAGCGAUGGCACGGCCGACUACAGAAUCGCACCGGGUGUCAACAUCUCAUCCUUUGACAUGAUGGACCUUCACAAACGCGCUGUCUCGGGACGAAGCAUUCUGCGCCCCAAUGCUGAGUGGGCCAUGACAACGCUGGCACAGCAGUUGCUAGACAAAUUGGAUAAUGAGUCUCUCAAGGAGAAAGCAAAUCUAGCAGGUGGAAAGACCCAGAUUCUUUCCCAGCUAGAAAAGUCAUUGAAGAGUCUUAACCUCGUAUCUGGAAAUCUUGAUGGCUUCACAGAUCAGCUCCUGACUCUUCAUGGUGGAAUCCACGUUUCCCCAUACAAAUCCGAGACGCAUCCUCCACGCAAUGAAAAAGAGAAAUCACUUCUCGAAGCAUUGCUGAAGUCUGAAAAUGGUCACGAUGUCACUCCAUUCGGAGAAGAUGUUUGUUCCAUCGACAAGGCAGAGCGGGACUUCAAGCCUGUCACUCACGGCCAAGCACGGUUCACAAAGUUCAACAUCGUCGAUAAAUUCGGCCAGGUCGUCUCACCGAUCCAUACACCGGAUGUCAUCAACAAGACCAAGCCUCUAUAUCCCUGUCUCGGACGCACAAUCGCGUGUCAGCCGAACGAAGCAGAGGGUGGAGGCUUUGCCAACAGUGUGGAACUAGACAAGGAGCACUGCUCGCAGUUUUUCCAACUCGGCCAUCGCAUCAAUCAAGACGCGAGACUCAACGUUCAGUUCGUGGUGAAUUCCGCUGAUGCUUCUGCGCAUCACGAGACAACGCAGUUCUUCAGUGGUGAUUUUGAAUCAGGAAUCGGUCAGAGACACCAUGUCUGGCGCCCUACCACAGAGUACGAGGAUCCUGUCUGGGGCUGGCUUAUGCUUGACUUUCGCACUAUGGGCAUCCAAGUCUACAACGCUGCUGGUGAGAGUAUGGGUGAAGCUCUGGUGCCGGAUAAUAUCCACGGCAAGGCAUAUUGGCAGGUUCACUACGCCGAGGGUGACAUGUCUGAAGCAGCCAAUGAGUCGUCGCAAUUGCAACAGCUCAUGAAGCGCAUGUCUGACGCCAAGUUCCUCGUUGGUCUGUGGGCAAUGCUUGCUGAUGCGUGUCAAAACAUUUACAACGACCCUUUGACAGGCGAUGCGCAGAUGCUCAAUAUGGUCGGACGGCCACUUGCGCUCGUCAAUAUCGGCAUGAACCUUGAGCUUGCUACGCCUGUGAUGCAGUCGCAGAGCUAUCAAGACUUGUUGAAGAAAGAGGAGAUCAAACUCGAUGAGUACAAAUUUGAGGUCCUUCUUGGCGACAAGUCGAAUCUGCGUGAUGGACUCAUCGGCUACUUUCCUCCAUCGCCAGAGCCAUCUCCACCAGUCGAGCCCGCUCCCAUUCCACAGCCUCAAGACCGCGUCACAGACAAAGUCCCCGACAUCAAUUGCGUCUAUACCGAGUUUGGUUAUCCAGGACGUAACAUCGUCGCGGGUGACAACCAGAAACCAGACUCGUUCGCCUCGCCCAGCUCGAGCAAAGUGUACCUCUCCCCUAUGCAUGUCGAUCCCUCGAAGUGUAUCCCCGAUCCUUCCAAAGAAUACGCCAAAGAAUACGAUGCAGCUGCAGCUUACCACCGUGGCAUCUGGAAUCAUCCUUCAACUGUUGUCCUGGGCGCUAUCGUUGAUCCCUACCAACCCGUUCAUAUCGCUACUGGUAUUCUGCCAUCUACAACACUAAAGCUUCCCCAGUGGAUCAUCGACCAGACUCUCAAGAAACUACGCAUCCUCUUGCGCGGUGGACCUGUCCUCACACGAUCAGACCUUCCAGGUAUUGACACCAGCCUCGACUCAUGGAAGAAGCCUAUGAACCAGACCACGGCUGAAGCAUGCAUUCCCGCCCUAACGGACAAGGGCGAGUGGUCAUGGCUACAGCCUAAUCUGGCAGCGUAUACCUUGCCUGGAGAUGAUGAUGAGUACCUACCCCAGUUCGUGCCUUACAACUUGAAGUCGGCGCCUUCAGACUACCCUCUAGAAAUGGGUCCGCAUACGGUGCUCGAGGGUUUCUACAAGUUCGAGCUAUCUCAGAUGAAGCCAAAGGCGGAGUUGAGGCCUGGCAAUCCAGCAGAGGGUGGCGACGCAAAGCAACAAACAGAAAUGAAGAAGUAA
Fusarium fujikuroi IMI 58289 is the source of this 4392-nucleotide messenger RNA. RefSeq lists its product as uncharacterized. Bases 1 to 4392 code for a protein of 1463 amino acids. The transcript is spliced from 2 exons. Lineage: Eukaryota; Fungi; Ascomycota; Sordariomycetes; Hypocreales; Nectriaceae. The record is from RefSeq and is a predicted model, not a curated record.